This is a messenger RNA of Pleuronectes platessa (European plaice), 1595 nucleotides long. RefSeq names its product lathosterol oxidase. Bases 377 to 1219 code for a protein of 280 amino acids. The record is from RefSeq and is a predicted model, not a curated record. NCBI's taxonomy places the organism in Eukaryota, Metazoa, Chordata, Actinopteri, Pleuronectiformes, Pleuronectidae. Gene Ontology annotation, molecular function: iron ion binding; oxidoreductase activity. The transcript is spliced from 7 exons.
CUAAAUGAAGCCAAGAAGAGCUUUCCUGUAACUCUUCACCUUUCUGGGAAACGUAUUGGAUUACACAGUAAAGACGAAAUAGCAGGGAACAUUUUUGCAACGCUCUAGGUCAAGUCAUUGCUGCCACAAAUCAUAUGCUGGUGGACUAACUUUGUGUGAGGAGGAGCUGCUCAUGUUUCUAGGAAGGUUCACACAAUCCUGACAUCGGGCCCUGGUCCUACGCAGUCGACCAAUCUGCAGCCGACAGCUAAAACAGUUUUCACUCAAACAGACACAGCGUCACUAAUGGAGGCAGAACUAGUCCGUUGAGUGUUAAUGUCUUUACACUGGAGUCACAGCUUGAUGAGGGACACUGGUCAUUGAUUCAGCCUGUGCCAUGGAUCAUGUGCUCUACACCGCUGACCACUACGUCCUCACUCCGUACGUGUACCCGGCCUCGUGGCCCGAGGAUGAAGCUCUGCGUCAGAUAAUCAGCCUGUGGGUGGUGACAACGAUGGGAGCAGAGCUGCUUUACCUGGGCUUUGCUGCUCUUAACUUCUACGCUGUGUUCGACCACAAGCUCAUGAAACAUCCACAGUUUAUCAAGAACCAGGUGAGACAAGAAAUCCAGCUGGGAGUGACCUCCAUCUUCUGGAUGAGCUUCCCCACCGUCGCUCUUUUCUUCUGGGAGAUCAAGGGACACAGCAAACUUUACGACCACAUCAGCGAAUCGUCCCUGGGCUGGGCUGGAGUGAUCCUGAGCAUUGCUGGUUUCUUGUUCUUCACCGACAUGUGUAUCUACUGGAUCCAUCGCUGGAUGCAUCAUAAGCUCAUUUACAAGUACUUACACAAGCAACACCACAUAUUCAAGAUCCCCACGCCAUUUGCCAGCCACGCCUUCCACCCACUGGACGGCUUCCUGCAAAGCUUACCCUACCAUGUCUACCCCUUCAUCUUCCCCCUGCACAAGGUGGUGUAUCUCUCACUCUUUGUCUUCGUCAACUUUUGGACCAUCUCCAUACACGACGGAGAUUACCGCAUCCCCGGCCCUCUGAUAUGUCUGAUUAACGGUGCUGCCCACCACGUGGACCAUCACCUCCACUUCAUCUACAACUAUGGACAGUACUUCACGCUCUGGGAUCGUCUGGGUGGGUCCUACCGACACCCCUCGGCCCUGCUGGGUGAUGGCUCCCAUGACCACGUACGCAAGCUCAUGGCAGAGGCUGCAAAGACAAAGUGAUGGUGGAAGCCGCGGUCUGGAUAUUUCUGUUUGUCAUUUGCACAUCUCCGGGAGAUUUUCAGUGUGAAACUGAUGCUUCAGUUACAUCCACAGACAUCUGGAGCAUACAUUCAAAAUACAAAGUAAACAGGAGGCAAUAUGUGAUUUUCAAACGGACUUUAGCAUGUUAUGACAUUUUCCUUCACGAGACAACAAGGCGAGGGAAGCUUUCACAAUGACUUGAAAGUAAAGGACAGUUGAGUCAUUUACUUUGUAGAACUUUUGGCUUGUUGCAAUGAAGUCUCUGAAGUUGAGAGGAUUUGGAGAUUUCUGUUGAAACGUCCACAGCUUUUCAGAAGUCUCUCAGUUCCCCGUGCUCGGUGUGUUCUCGUGGAGG